Messenger RNA from Budorcas taxicolor (takin), 1146 nucleotides. It is a transcript of the gene B3GNT5, whose product is annotated as UDP-GlcNAc:betaGal beta-1,3-N-acetylglucosaminyltransferase 5. NCBI's taxonomy places the organism in Eukaryota, Metazoa, Chordata, Mammalia, Artiodactyla, Bovidae. Gene Ontology annotation, biological process: brain development. The coding region runs from base 1 to 1146 and encodes 381 amino acids. Gene Ontology annotation, cellular component: membrane. The transcript has a single exon. The record is from RefSeq and is a predicted model, not a curated record.
AUGGACGUCAGAAUGUUUGUUAGUGGCAGGAGAGUAAAAAAAUGGCAGUUUAUUCAGUUAUUUGCCACUUGUUUUGUACUAAGCCUGAUGUUCUUCUGGAUAUCGAUCGAUAAUCACAUCGUGAGCCAUAUGAAGUCCUACUCUUACAGAUACCUCAUAAAUAGCUACAAUUUUGUGAAUGACAGCCUGUCUCUUAAGCGCAGCGAGGAGGGGGUUCCUCGUUACCAGUACUUGAUUAACCAUGAGGAUAAGUGUCAAGCGCAAGAUGUCCUGCUCUUACUGUUUGUAAAGACUGCGCCUGAAAAUUACAAUCGCCGUUCUGCCAUUAGGAAAACAUGGGGCAAUGAAAAGUAUGUUUGCUCUCAACUUAACGCCAACAUCAAAACUCUGUUUGUCUUAGGAACACCUUCUGACCCACUGACAAGAGAAAGACUUCAGAGAAGGCUCGUUUGGGAAGAUCAGAUGUACAGUGAUAUAAUUCAGCAAGACUUUGCUGAUUCUUUCUAUAAUCUUACUCUUAAAUUUCUUCUCCAGUUCAGUUGGGCAAAUCGCUUUUGUCCACAUGCCAAAUUCCUCAUGACUGCUGAUGACGACAUAUUUAUUCACAUGCCAAAUCUUAUUGAAUACCUUCAAAGUUUAGAACAAAUUGGUGUUCAAGACUUUUGGAUUGGUCGUGUUCACCGUGGUGCUCCUCCCGUUAGAGACAAACGCAGCAAAUACUAUGUUUCUUAUGAAAUGUACCAGUGGCCGGCUUACCCUGACUAUACCGCUGGAGCCGCCUACGUGAUCUCUGGUGAUGUGGCUGCCAAAGUCUAUGAGGCAUCACAGACACUUAACUCUAGCCUUUACAUAGACGAUGUGUUCAUGGGCCUCUGUGCCAACAAAAUAGGGAUAGUACCACAAUACCAUGUGUUUUUUUCUGGGGAAGGUAAAACCCCUUACCAUCCUUGCAUCUAUGAAAAAAUGAUGACAUCUCAUGGGCAUGUAGAAGACCUUCAGGACCUCUGGACGGAUGCCACAGACCCAAAAGUAAAAACAAUUUCAAAAGGUUUCUUUGGUCAGAUGUACUGCAGAAUAAUUAAGAUAGUUCUCCUUUGCAAACUGACCUAUGUGGAUACAUAUCCCUGUAGGGCUGCCUUUGCCUAA